UAGCCGUUUGAUUUAUCUGACAAACUUUCCACGUGUGACUAUUGUCUUCACCUUAUAACCCCUUCUCUCACAUUAAUAUUCUUUCCUACAGCUUUACCCCACUUUCCUCUCUUUUCAAUUUUUUCACUUGCUUUGCUUCUUAUUUUCCACCCCCCUCUCUCUCUCUCUCUCUCUCUCAUUAUUGAGUUUUUUUUCAGGUAGAUUGAGUUGAAUCUAUCUAUGGCUUUGCGUUUUCUUCUUCUGCUUUUUGCAGUUUCUCUUGUUGCUGCUGAUGAGGAACCUUUUGUUGGAGUGAACAUAGGAACUGACCUCUCAGAUAUGCCACACCCUACUCAAGUAGUCGCGCUACUCAAAGCACAACAAAUUCGACAUGUUCGAUUGUACGAUGCUGACCAAGCUAUGCUCAUUGCUCUUGCAAAAACAGGCAUUCAAGUUGUUAUAACUGUCCCUAAUGAACAACUCUUAGCAAUUGGUCAAUCGAAUGCUUCCGCUGCCAAUUGGGUUUCCCGUAACGUGGUAGCACAUUAUCCUGCCACCAAUAUCACUGCCAUUUGUGUUGGUUCUGAGGUUUUGACUGCUCUGCCUAAUGUGGCGAAAGUUCUUGUCAAUGCAAUUAAGUACAUUCAUUCGGCCCUUGUUGCGUCGAAUCUUGAUCGCCAAGUUAAAGUCUCGACGCCUCUUUCGUCGUCCAUCAUCCUUGAUUCGUUUCCACCUUCACAGGCUUUCUUUAACAGAUCGCUGAAUUCAGUUUUAGUCCCUAUACUCGAUUUCUUGCAGUCCACCGACUCUUAUCUCAUGCUCAAUAUUUACCCUUACUACGAUUACAUGCAAUCAAAUGGUGUGAUUCCGUUAGAUUAUGCACUCUUCAAGCCUCUCCCUCCAAACAAAGAAGCUGUUGAUUCUAAUACCCUUCUACAUUACUCCAAUGUCUUUGAUGCCAUGGUUGACGCAGCAUACUUUGCCAUGGCUUUUCUAAAUUACACCAACAUUCCUGUUGUGGUAACAGAAUCAGGGUGGCCUUCAAAAGGUGCAGCGAAUGAGCCGGAUGCAACAAUAGACAAUGCCAAUAAUUACAACAGCAACUUGAUCAAGCAUGUUUUUAAUAAAACCGGAACUCCAAAACAUCCGGGAGUUGCUGUUAGUACUUACAUCUACGAACUAUACAAUGAGGAUACAAAAUCCGGGCCGUUGUCGGAGAAAAACUGGGGAUUAUUCGAUGCAAAUGGUGUGCCUAUUUACAUUUUACACUUGACUGGAUCAGGAGCAGUUUUGGCGAAUGAUACCAGCAAUCGAACUUUCUGUGUUGCAAAGGACGGGGCUGAUCCAAAGAUGAUACAGGCUGCAUUAGAUUGGGCGUGUGGACCCGGAAAGGUUGAAUGCUCUCCAUUGCUGCAAGGACAACCAUGCUAUGAACCAGACAAUGUGAUAGCACACGCCAAUUAUGCUUUUGACAGUUACUAUAAUAACAUGGGGAAAACUCCCGAUGCAUGCGACUUCAAGGGAGUUGCUACAAUCACCACCUCAGAUCCAAGUCAUGGCGCUUGUGUAUAUCCUGGAAGUCUUGGCAACAAAAACGGCACCUUUGGCAACUUCACAGCUCCAUCAAUGAAUUCAAGUUCAGAUUCUUCAGCCUAUAACAUCCACAGCAGUGAAUUGAGGAUUAGAAGCCUUCUAAUGGUGUCAGGCUUUUUAAUACUGGGAGUGGUUUUGCUGUAAUUGGGAUAUGUUUCAUGAACAAAUUUUAGUGAUUAAAAAAUUUUGUGGUGGUGAUAGUGCUACAAAUUUGUAUUGAUGGUGGUAGUAGAGUAGUGGCAUUGUGUUGUUCAUUCAUUCAAUUUUGUACAAAAUCCAGCCAAGGGUUUGAACUGAAUGAGACUGCAGCAAAAUCAUCAUUAUCAUUCUUUAAUGUUAGAAUUGAUUCAAUCAUUAUCAA
Molecule: messenger RNA, 1933 nt
Organism: Vicia villosa (hairy vetch)
Lineage: Eukaryota; Viridiplantae; Streptophyta; Magnoliopsida; Fabales; Fabaceae
Product: glucan endo-1,3-beta-glucosidase 2-like
Exons: 4
Coding region: 220-1716 (498 amino acids)
Biological process (GO): carbohydrate metabolic process
Cellular component (GO): plasma membrane
Molecular function (GO): hydrolase activity, hydrolyzing O-glycosyl compounds
Source: RefSeq, a predicted model, not a curated record